Molecule: messenger RNA, 2090 nt
Organism: Brachypodium distachyon (stiff brome)
Lineage: Eukaryota; Viridiplantae; Streptophyta; Magnoliopsida; Poales; Poaceae
Product: ribonuclease III domain-containing protein RNC1, chloroplastic
Exons: 5
Coding region: 64-1653 (529 amino acids)
Biological process (GO): regulation of gene expression; rRNA processing
Cellular component (GO): nucleus
Molecular function (GO): ribonuclease III activity; double-stranded RNA binding
Source: RefSeq, a predicted model, not a curated record
UUCUUCCUCCCUCCAGCCCCCAGACCCACAAAACCCCAACCCAAGCUCGCAGUGGCCACCACCAUGGCGCCACCCGCCAUGGCGUGCCAAGCUCUCACCUACGCGCCCCUCCCCCUCCACCUACCAACCGCGCGGCGCCGUGUCCGGGUCCGCGUUCUCGCCGUAGCCGCCGACCAGACUCCUGCCCCACAGGCCUCCCCAUCUUCCGAGCCGGCGAACAGCCCGAGCCGGCUCCUCCGGGAGCUCGCGGAACGAAAGAAGGCUGUAUCCCCGAAAAAGAAGCACCCGCCGCGCCGCUUCAUCCUGAAGCCGCCGCUCGACGACGAGCGCCUCACCCAGCGGUUCCUCAGCAGCCCGCAGCUGUCGCUCAAGUCGCUCCCGCUCCUCUCCUCCUGCCUCCCCUCCUCGCCGCUCUCCGCCGCCGACCGGACCUGGAUGGACGAGUACCUCCUCGAGGCCAAGCAGGCGCUCGGCUACCCGCUGGCUCCCUCGGAGACGCUCGGCGACGGCGACGACUGCCCCGCGCGGCACUUCGACGUCCUGCUCUACCUCGCCUUCCAGCACCUGGACCCCUCCUGCGAGCGCACGCGGACGCGCCACGUGCGGAAUGGCCACUCUAGGCUGUGGUUCCUGGGCCAGUUCGUCUUGGAGCUUGCGUUCUCCGAGUUCUUCCUGCAGAGAUACCCCAGGGAAUCCCCUGGACCGAUGCGAGAGAGGGUGUUCGCAUUGAUUGGGAAGAGGAUGCUACCAAGAUGGCUCAAAGCGGCAAGCCUGCAUAAUUUGGUGUUUCCGUAUGACAAUUUGGAUCGGAUGAUACGGAAAGACCGGGAACCACCGACCAAGGCUGUAUUCUGGGCACUGUUUGGAGCUAUAUAUUUGUGCUUUGGAAUGCCUGAAGUCUAUCGUGUUCUUUUUGAGGCGUUUGGGAUGGACCCUGAAGAAGAGAGCUGUCAGCCAAAACUGCGGCGCCAACUAGAAGAUGUUGAUUACGUUUCUGUGGAAUUUGAAAAGAGACAACUCACGUGGCAAGAUGUUGCUGCCUACAGGCCACCAGCGGAUGCUCUUUUUGCUCAUCCCAGGCUUUUCCGAGCAUGCGUGCCACCAGGAAUGCAUCGUUUCAGAGGAAAUAUUUGGGACUUUGACAAUAGACCCAAAGUCAUGAACAUCCUAGGAUAUCCCUUGCCUAUGAAUGAUAGAAUUCCGGAAAUCACGGAAGCGAGGAAUAUAGAACUUGGACUUGGUCUUCAGUUGUGCUUCCUGCAUCCCUCAAAGCAUAAGUUUGAGCAUCCAAGAUUUUGUUUCGAGCGUCUUGAAUACGUUGGACAGAAGAUUCAGGAUCUUGUAUUGGCAGAGAGGUUGCUCAUGAAGCACCUUGACGCACCCGGCAGGUGGUUGGGGGAGAAACAUAGGAGGAUGUUGAUGAACAAGUAUUGCGGACGGUACCUGCGGGAUAAGCACCUUCACCACUACAUUAUUUACGGGGAGUCUGUACAAGACAGAUUCGAACACAACCGCCGGCUAAGAAAUCCUUCCACGACUGCUGUCCAGCAAGCGAUACAUGGCCUUGCGUACUGUGUCUAUGGCAAACCUGAUGUGCGACGCUUGAUGUUUGAGGUGUUUGACUUUGAACAAGUCCAGCCGAAAGCUAUAUGAAGAUGUGCUCCAUCCAUUUUGCGCUUGCUUGCUGAGCAGCGAGAUUGCCAGCACUUGAGAAGAUGCAGAAUCGUCAAAAUACAACACAGAUCAUACUGUUCCGAAGUCUGAACCAGAGUCAGACUGUGGAUUAAACGCUGCCCAUCCGGUCUUUUUCCGAGCCCACAACUCUUUUAAUCUCUUUGUCUACUGGAUAGCAAGCUGGAUCAGAGAUGAUGUAAAAUCGAAGUGUAGAUUUUGGAAGUUACAGUUUUGACAGCUGGCUGGCUGUCAAUCCCAUUUGAGCAGAAAAAGCAAACAGCAGCAGCAGCAAGAAAUAGAGUAUCCGUUAGAAACAUGCUUUGUAGAGGAAGAUGUCAAUGUACGAAUAGCGUGUAUUGGUGGUGUCGUCUGUUAUAUGAAACUCUUUUGCAGCUACGAAUGUUUCCUUUGUUUUA